AUGAGCCGCCCUGGGCUCGUCCUGGCCGUGCUGGGGCUGCUGGCUCUGGGGGUCGGGGGGACCCCGGGGACCCCGGGACGGCUCCCGGAGGACGCGGCGCAGGAACACGGCUACUACCUGCGGCAGCUCUUCGGUCAGUACGGGGAGAACGGGACGCUGCCCUUCGAGGGGCUGGCGCGGCUGCUGGGCAGCCUCGGGCUGGGCAGGGUCCAGGUGGUCCAAAUCCAACACGAGGAGCUGGGCCACGGCCACGUCAGUCACCUGGACCUGCUGGAGGUACAGGAGGACAAGCACCGGCACCGGCACCCGGUGUGGGAGCACGGCGGGGACGCCCCGAGCCCCACCGGACCGCACAGCCCCCCGCCCUCCCACACUCCGAGCUGGUCCAAAGCGGUGCCCGCCGAGCCCCCCGGUGCCGGGGGGGUCUCCCGGCAGUACCAGCCCACCCUCAGCCUGCUGGGGAGGGUCCUGGGCUUGGAGCACUCCAGCGCCGACCACCCGCACGAUGAUUGCCUGAACGUGACCCAGCUGCUGGUGAAUUUUGGGCUGGACUCGGUGCCGCAGCUGACGCCGGAGCAGUUCACGCUGCUGUGCCCGGCGCUGCUCUACCAGAUCGACAGCCGCGUCUGCAUCCAGCACAGCGAUGAGGUGACGCUGCCUCCCCCGGGGGGGGCCCUGUGGCCAGCUCUGGGCUGGGGGCUCUUGGCCGUGCUGUCCGUGAGCCUCCCGUCCGCGCUGGCCGUGCUGCUGGCCCCGCUGCUGAGCCGCGGCUCCCUCCGCUCGCUCCUGGCCUUCCUGGUGGCCCUGGCCGUGGGGACACUCUGCGGGGACGCCCUGCUGCACCUCUGGCCGCACGCGCAGGGGAGGCACCCGGAGGUUCCGGGGGAUCCGGACCCCGCGGUGCUGCAGGGGCUGGCGGUGCUGGGGGGCAUCUACCUGCUCUUCCUGCUGGAGCUGCUCCUGGGCAAGCUGCGGCGUCGGCGGGAGGCCACGGGACACCCCCAUGGAGAGACCCCCGGCCUGCCCGCGGCGGUCCUGGCAGCGUCACGGGCAGGGACCGAGCUGCGACACCUGACGGCACCGGACCCGGAGCUGGAGCUGAGGCCCCCCGAGCCCCCCCAGGAGCCCCCCAAGGGACCCUCCCACGGACACUCCCACGGCCCCGCUCUGCCCCUCGGGCCCGCGGCCGCUGACAUCGUGUGGAUGGUGGUGCUGGGCGACGGCGUCCACAACCUGACGGACGGGCUGGCCAUCGGAGCCGCCUUCUCGCACAGCCUCUCCAGUGGGCUCAGCACAGCGCUGGCCGUGCUCUGCCACGAGCUGCCCCACGAGCUGGGGGACCUGGCCGUGCUGCUGCGGGCGGGCACAGCCCCGCGCUCCGUCCUGCUCCUCAACCUUCUCUCGGCCCUGCUCUCCUGCCUGGGGGUGCUCGCGGGGGUGGUCCUGGGCCACAGCGGGACUCCCCUCGCCCCCUGGCUCCUCACCGCCACCGCCGGCAUCUUCCUCUACGUUGCCCUGGCCGAUAUGCUCCCCGAGGCGCUGCGGGGCUCCGGCGAAGGCACCUGGAGCCGGUUCCUGCUGCAGAACGCGGGGUUCCUGCUGGGCGCUGCCAUCAUGCUGGGCAUCGCCCUGGCCGAGGGGCACCUCCGCUCCUGGCUGCAGCCCUGA
This is a messenger RNA of Cinclus cinclus, 1668 nucleotides long. RefSeq names its product solute carrier family 39 member 5 (gene SLC39A5). Bases 1 to 1668 code for a protein of 555 amino acids. Gene Ontology annotation, cellular component: membrane. The record is from RefSeq and is a predicted model, not a curated record. The transcript has 10 exons. Gene Ontology annotation, biological process: zinc ion import across plasma membrane; BMP signaling pathway; intracellular zinc ion homeostasis. Lineage: Eukaryota; Metazoa; Chordata; Aves; Passeriformes; Cinclidae. Gene Ontology annotation, molecular function: zinc ion transmembrane transporter activity.